Diabrotica balteata is the source of this 623-nucleotide messenger RNA. The record is from the annotation of a GenBank genome assembly. Lineage: Eukaryota; Metazoa; Arthropoda; Insecta; Coleoptera; Chrysomelidae.
AUGAUUACCUAUCCAGAUUUUUACACCAACUCUUGCUGCAGUCAUCCAAUAGCGGACUUUCCAUUAGAAGCCGAAGAGGAAAAUGCCACUGGAAUAAAGAGAGCAGCUGUUCGCCGACUAAAUUACGAACUUGGCAUCCCACUUGAAAGCCUACCACUCGACAGUCUCAAUUAUAUCACUAGAAUUCACUACAAGGACGAAGGGAAUGGCAAAUGGGGCGAACACGAAAUAGAUUAUGUGAUUUUCAUACAAGCUGAUGUUAAAAUCAAACCGAAUCCGAACGAAAUAUCAGAAAUUAGCUUUGUUCCCAGAACGGAAUUGGACGAGUAUAUUCAUACUCUAAGCGGUCCUUUAACUCCAUGGUUUCAGCUUAUUUUAAAACACCGACUUAAGCUUUGGUGGGAUAAUUUAGAAAAUCUAGACGAAUUUAAGAACUAUGAGAAAAUACUUCAAUUAAAAGCGUAGAUAAAUAUAAAUUUGAAUAAUUUUGUGUGGCAUUUUGUUAAAUUUUAAAAUUUUAUGGCAUUUAUUUCUUGUAGCUUUAAACUGUUUCAAACAGUAUUAUAUUCAGAUUAGAUCUGACAUGUAUUUAAAAAAGCAAGUAAGUUUGUUACUAAUACUAC